GGCGCCUGGAGGGCAGGGGACGGCAGGCGUGACGACCGACAGCGUGAUACAGCGCACCAGUAAUCACGUGCACCUGUUCACAGGAUAAGCCCUGAGGCGCCAGGCAGGAGCGACUGCCUGCCUGCCUACCUACCUACCGGCUUGUAGCCUCUACAUUUGGCGCCACGCAAGAAGAAUGUCACCGUUGCAUGUCACCUCGUUGAAUAUCACCUCUAUCACCGUUGCGUAUUGGUCCUCGAAGCGCUGGAGGCGGAAUUUCAAAAUCAUAUAUUGAUCUUCAGUGACAGAGGUGUGAGGCGGACGUCCCAGAAGCAGGGCUAAGUAUUCCGUCAUCUCUCUCAUCUCCACUCCCACCAUCAUGCUACAAUUGACCAAAAAACAGCUGAUACUAUGUGGCUGCCUGGGAGUUGCCUGCACCGCAGCCAUCGCAAUUGGCCUUGGCGUUGGUAUUCCACAAGCCAACUCAAGUAACAGUAAAGUACAGGCAUCGCCUUCUAGAUCUGAUUCGUUUGAGGGCAACAGUAGGUCCGGUUCAGUAAAUGAAAUUUACAAUUAUGAAACGGUGCUUCCUCCGUCACCGACAGAACUUGGAGAGUAUGACACUGCAGCUGUCAGCGCUGAUGGUCAACCAUGUGCACAGAUUGCUACGGAAGUACUUCGAAAGAAUGGCAGUGCAGCGGACGCAACAAUAGCAGGACUGUUCUGUGUGGGAGUGAUCAAUACUCAGUCUAUGGGUCUGGGAGGUGGCUUUCUCUUGACCUACUAUGAACGUGCCACAGGCAAAGCAUAUACCCUUAUUGCUAGAGAAAGUGCUGCAGCUGAAUCAUCUGAAAAUAUGUAUAACGGUAAUGAAGACCCAAUGCUGAACGCCAAAGGCAAAUGGUGGGCAAAUAAGAGACCAAGUUUGAAAGGUGGCUUAGCAGUAGCUGUGCCUGGCGAGCUGCGUGGCUACAAGAAGUUAUAUGACAAAUUUGGGGGAAAAAUUCCCUGGGCUGACCUAAUAGAGCCUACAAUAAAGCUGUGCGAAGAUGGUCAUAAAGUCAAUUGGCACAUGGCAAGGGCAUUGAAGAGUACUGAGGAUAGCAUAAAGAACGAGCCAAGCAUGAGUGUAUUUAUCAAUCCUGAUACUGGUAAUGUGUACGAGGAGGGGGACAUCCUGAAAAGACCACAGCUAGCGAAGACGCUAAGAGUAAUUCAGGAUGAUCCUGAUGCCCUUUAUACCGGCCAAUUGGCUGACCAACUAAUCCAGGACAUCCAGAGCUUUGAUGGCAUUAUCACUACUCAAGAUCUGCGGGACUACAAUGCACAAUGGAAAGAUGCAACAAAUGUCAGCAUUCAUCAUGGUAACCUCACUCUGUAUUCUGUGCCACCACCUGGCUCAGGCCUUAUUUUGAGCUAUAUCCUUAAUAUUUUGGACGAGUACGACAUCACUCCGGAGAGUAUGAAUGAAGAAAACGCCAUUACAACCCAUCAGCGCAUCACUGAGGCCAUGAAGUAUGCAUAUGCUAUGAGGACAGAACUGGGAGAUGCUGACUAUGUGGAUAUGACUAAACUGACAUAUAAUUUGACCUCUGAUGCCCUUGCCAAAAGCAUUCGUAAUCAGAUAUUGGAUAAUCAAACAUUCCAAGACCCAGCGCAUUAUGGUGCUGUCACUGCUGUUAAUGAUGAUCACGGUACUGCUCAGUUCUCUCUCCUAGCUCCUAAUGGUGAUGCAGUAUCUGUUACCAGCACCAUCAACUUAUACUUUGGUGCUGGGAUCCGAUCUGUUCAGACUGGUAUUGUACUCAAUGAUGAAAUGGAUGACUUCUCUGCUCCUAACAUCACCAAUUAUUUUGGGAUUCCUCCAUCACCAUCAAACUUCAUAAAGCCAGGGAAGCGGCCUGUCUCGUCUAUGUGCCCAUCAGUGUUAGUGGACUCAAAUGGAGAUGUUCGCUUAGUUCUUGGUGCAGCUGGAGGAAGCAAGAUCCCUUCAGCUGUUGCAUGGGUUUCCUUACACAAUCUGUGGUUGAAUGAGACUAUCAAGGAAGCUGUGGAUGCACGCAGAAUUCACCACCAACUUUUUCCAAUGAUAUUCAGCUAUGAGAAUGGAACAUCAUCAGAAAUUGUUACUGGUAUGCAUACUAUUGGUCAUGAGACACAGAUGUUUGGCAUAGGAGGGUCUGUGGUUUGUGCCAUCUCCCGUGAACGCAAUGGGAAAAUCUAUGCUAACUCCGAUUUUAGAAAAGCAGGUGAAGUUGAUGGAUUUUAAAUUAUUUAGCUGUUUGAUGGUAACUGUAUUUAUUGUUCAAAUUAUUUAAAGCAAAUUAUAUAUAUUGUAUAAUUAAACUAAUUCUGUUUUAGGUCAUUUUGAACUAGAACUUGAAUGAAUUUAUUUUUGUAAUAUUGAUUAAAGCUCUUAAUAUUGUAAGAAUUUUCAAAUAAAUAUGUAGAGUAUCUGUAAUAAUUUGCUAAUGUCAUAACAAUAGGCUUCUAGAAGCUCAGCAGUACUAUAAUGAGAGGCCCGCUAUGGAGGAUCAACAAUACUGUACUUUUUUAAAAGGGUUUCUCAAACAGUUGCAGCAUUACCAAUUACAAAUAAAUAUUUUAGUGUUUAAAUAAAUAUGAAAAACUAUUUUAUGAAAAUUUUUAAAUAAAAUUUUAAUUUAAAUUAUUGAUGAAAAGGUAGAUUUUAUCAUUAAUAAAGUUAAUUAAAUAAAUAUGUUUUAUCAACACUCAUAUGUGAGCCACCAAAACUUUAUAUGAAAAUAUGCAUAAUUUUUAUAUAUAAUAAAUUAUACAUAUGAAAUUGCGUAAUUUGUAAAUGCAUUUUAUUUAUUUCCAUGCUACUGAACCCAACCACUCGGCCUGGAUGGUAGAGUGGCAGUCUCGCGUCUAGCGGGUUGGCAUUCAAUCCCUGACUGUCCUAGUGGUUCAGCACCAUUCCUUUCCUCUGUCCUAUACCAAAUCCUUACCCUCAUAUUCUCUUUCUAAGUGCUAUAUAUUCAUAUUGGCUUAGCACUUUCUCCUGAUAAUUGCCAUACUACUUGUUGGUGGACUAUGCGGUGCUAUCGUGACUAAUCCAGGUAGUUAUAUACAGUAAUUAUAACCCUUCAUAUUUUAAAAUACAGUGUAAAUUAUCUUAAAUUAUCUUGUAUGAAACGUUGAAAUUAUAUUUAAACAAGUGCUCGUACAGGUAUUAUGUAAAAAUAUAUUUUAAAAUUUUAAAUUAUUGAAUUAAAUUAUGAAGUACAACUCUGUUCUAGAUAUAAACCACCUUGUGAAACCCUUGUGCAUUGAAGGUUAUUGGUUUGAUGUUAUGGGUUUAUAAAGCAAUUAUCGUUAGGCCAGGACAUUUACUUUGAGUAUUUUCAUUGUGUGUUCUCUCCAGAGACUUCUUGUCAGCCUGCCAGAUUUGCUGUAUGUCUAGUGAGAGUUCCCAUGAAGGACAAAGAUACCUAGUGUUAAAGGAACAUAUAUAUUGAUAAAUAAUAUAUUGUAUAUAGUUUGUACAUCAAACCCUGAACAUUGACAGCAGAAGCAUUUGGUGUAUAAAAUCACUUUAACUAUUACUUCAUUACUGUAUUAACUGUUCAAAUUAAAUUACAUCUUAGUAUAAUAAUAAAAAUAAUGCUGAUAAUUAUAUUAUUAUUACAUAUUAUUAUUAUUAUUAUUAUUAUUAUUAUUAUUAUUAAGACUCUUGCUCUGAUACUCUUGAAAUACAUCAAAAGCAAAAUAAUAAGUAAAUGGUUUAGGUGGCAAAGAUCAGUUUACAGGUGGACCAAGCAGGGCAUCUAGUCUCACGGACGACUGCCACUGUCUGUGGCACUCGUGACUUAUUAUGGUAGGGUGAAAGAAAACGAGCGGGGUAGGUAGUUACUGCUAAUGAUUGGUGUUUUAGGCAUUUUUAGUAACCACAAGAACAGAAUCUGUAUCAGUUUGUGUGCUAAAUAUCCAUACAAUCUUAGCUACAGUACUUUGCUUACAGCAAUAUAAAAUACUCUUAGCUCGUAUAGCAAAUAUAACAGUCGUAACCGGGGCAGCAGUACGUUACAAUAGUCCUGAUGCCCUCCUGUUAUCAUGUAACAUGCCGCACAUGGUGAUGAAGGAUGUAUAUAUUAUGUUGGUUCAAUUAAUAUGUUGCAAUACUUUUCAAAAUGUGUGUUUCAUGAAAAAAAAAAUUUUUACUUGAAAUAGUUUAUCCCAGUAUUGUAUGUGUCUAUGGGGCAAAGUUUUACUCUCAGUUAUGACCAUUUGUUGGUUAUAACUUCAUUUGAGUGCUCAUCUUUUAAAAAUAAUUAGGUUUGUGAUAUGGUUCAAUCAACAACUAAUCCUGAGACUUUCAAAUAAUUGUGAUUGUAUUGAAAUCUUGCCACUUUUGUUAUAGAAACAAGUCGAUAGAUUAAGUGCACAGUAAUUUGUCAGGGAGUCUGGUGCAGAUUUAGUAUACAAUAAUUUAUACUUUGAGAUUCAUCUACAUUAGUUGAUGCACCAAUUUGUGAAAUAUACAUGAAUUUAAAUUACCCACAAUUUGUUGUCUCUAAUAUUCUUGUAUAAACUACCUUAACUUUUUUUAAAUUUUAGUGAAUGCAUAAUGUGAAGCUUUAUAGCAAAUUGUCGAUAUUUAUGUGCAGCUUAUCCCGAUCUGCACGGCAGACCUUGAUUUUUAUGCACUGUAUCAAUAAAUAUGAUGAAAAUUAAAGUUCUUAUAUUUUUGUUUUUAAUUAUUAAUAAUAAACAUUUUCUAUAUAAGUAAAGUUUCAGUAGAAUAUAUACAAAAGUUUCUAGCACAAAUGAUUUAAUUUUCAUUGUUUGCAAUACUCUACUACCUUACUAGUUUAGGAAUUAUGGCAGUGUUGAUUUAUAGUUUUUCUUUCAAAUUUUGUAUAAAGUUAGUGAUCUCUUCAAAACACAUUUAAACUAAGUGCUGAUCAUGUUGAGAAAUAGCAAGUUGAGAAUAAACUCUUAUUAGGAGAUAUUUUGACUCUUAAGGGCCUUGUCAAGCCAAUUUAUGGUAAUUUGUGAUUAGAUGUUCUUGCAAGCAAAAUAUUAAAUUUUAUUAAAAUCUA
This is a messenger RNA of Procambarus clarkii (red swamp crayfish), 5045 nucleotides long. Lineage: Eukaryota; Metazoa; Arthropoda; Malacostraca; Decapoda; Cambaridae. The record is from RefSeq and is a predicted model, not a curated record.